Messenger RNA from Cannabis sativa, 1963 nucleotides. Its product is annotated as shaggy-related protein kinase eta. Gene Ontology annotation, cellular component: cytoplasm. Gene Ontology annotation, molecular function: ATP binding; protein serine/threonine kinase activity. Gene Ontology annotation, biological process: signal transduction; protein phosphorylation. The record is from RefSeq and is a predicted model, not a curated record. The coding region runs from base 247 to 1491 and encodes 414 amino acids. Lineage: Eukaryota; Viridiplantae; Streptophyta; Magnoliopsida; Rosales; Cannabaceae. The transcript has 12 exons.
GUAAAGCCACGCUCCAUCAUUACGCGAGUAGGUCUAAUUUCUCUUCUGCUUUUAUCUAAUUCCAACUGAGACAAAAGAGAGAGAAACCAGGGGAAAAUAAUUAGAGAAGAGAGAGAUAGAGAGAGAAGGCAAAAGAGGAAAGGAAGAGAGAGAAAAGGAGAGUUAAAGAGAGAGAAGAAAAGAAGGAAGAGCUAGGAGAGAGAGAGAGAGAGAGAGAGAGAGAGAGAGAGAGAGGUAUCGUCUCACAUGGCCUCCAUGCCCUUGGGGCCGCACCAUCAACCUCCACAGCCACAACCGGACAACAAUGAAGCUCUGAAGCUCGUUACUCGACGCGCCUCCGAAAUGGACACCGAUAAGGAUAUGUCAGCGUCAUCUACUGUUAUUGAGGGCAAUGAUCAGGUAACUGGUCAUAUCAUUUCAACAACCAUUGGCGGCAAGAAUGGUGAACCCAAACGGACAAUUAGUUACAUGGCUGAACGUGUUGUUGGUACGGGAUCAUUUGGAAUUGUUUUCCAGGCAAAAUGUCUGGAAACUGGAGAAACAGUGGCCAUAAAGAAAGUUUUGCAGGACAGACGAUACAAAAAUCGUGAACUGCAGUUAAUGCGUUUGAUGGAUCAUCCAAAUGUGGUUUCACUGAAGCAUUGUUUCUUCUCCACAACAAGUAAAGAUGAGCUUUUUCUGAAUUUAGUCAUGGAAUACGUACCAGAAACCAUGUAUAGGGUUCUGAAGCACUAUAGCAGUAUGAACCAGAGGAUGCCACUCAUAUAUGUGAAACUUUAUACAUAUCAAAUUUUCAGAGGCCUGGCUUACAUCCAUACUGUUCCUGGAGUUUGCCAUAGGGAUGUGAAACCACAGAACCUUUUGGUUGAUCCUCUUACUCACCAAGUUAAGCUUUGUGAUUUUGGAAGUGCAAAAGUUUUGGUGAGGGGUGAAGCAAAUAUAUCAUACAUAUGCUCUCGUUACUAUCGAGCUCCAGAACUGAUCUUCGGUGCAACGGAAUACACAACAUCUAUUGAUAUUUGGUCAGCUGGGUGUGUCCUUGCUGAGCUCCUUCUAGGCCAGCCUCUGUUUCCAGGAGAGAAUAAAGUGGACCAACUUGUAGAGAUAAUCAAGGUUCUUGGCACUCCAACUCGAGAAGAAAUUCGAUGCAUGAAUCCUAGCUACACAGAUUUUAGGUUCCCUCAGAUUAAAGCUCAUCCUUGGCACAAGGUCUUCCACAAACGGAUGCCUCCUGAAGCAAUUGACCUUGCAUCGCGACUUUUGCAAUAUUCUCCGAGUCUUCGCUGUACUGCUUUAGAAGCAUGUUCUCAUCCGUUCUUUGAUGAACUUCGUGAACCCAAUGCUCGUCUGCCAAAUGGUCGCCCAUUGCCACCUCUAUUCAACUUCAAGCAUGAAUUGUCAGCAGCUUCGCCUGAACUCAUUAACAGGCUUAUACCCGAACAUAUACGGCGGCAGGCUAGUCAGAACUUCCCACACUUGGUAGGUACUUAAAAAAAAUGUGAUGAUACAAAACAUGGAAAUCAUCACUGUCCUUUUCUGGUGGUAGAUAUAUAUAUAUAUAUGUGUAUGGGAAGCCAAAAGGGCCUCUGUGUGGUCUGUAUAUCCGAACCAAGAGCAUUUUGACCGAUCAGCAGCUGUUUCUCCUCUUCCUCUAAAGAUGUACACAAAUACUUGCUGUUGUUCGGCUUAACUUUGGGAAACUGUCGACAAAAUGUCAUUUAGUAUUAAACAUAGUAUUUUCCUUCAUCUGUAAAUUGUUUUGAUCUUAAGAAUUCCUGAAGAACCCUACCCCCCAAAAAAUGGCAGAGUAUAAGAAGGUGAUUCUGUUCAUUGUCUAUCUAUCUAGGUAAGCAAAUACUGUUUCGUCAUUGUUUUUUUUUUAAAUUUAUUUCCUUCAAGCUUUUAAUUUCUUUGCUGUUUGUUGCAAUUCCUUUCAAGAACUAUAAAUUGGUAUUGUUUUAAA